Messenger RNA from Maniola jurtina (meadow brown), 5865 nucleotides. RefSeq lists its product as uncharacterized. The transcript is spliced from 18 exons. The coding region runs from base 222 to 5381 and encodes 1719 amino acids. The record is from RefSeq and is a predicted model, not a curated record. Lineage: Eukaryota; Metazoa; Arthropoda; Insecta; Lepidoptera; Nymphalidae.
AUAUAUUCGUGGUCUGUGAUAUACUCUUUGGCCUGAGCGAUAGCCGGCACGUAGCUGGAGCCUUUGCCGGUUUUAUUUCUAAGAAAUCAAAGAAAUCUAAUUCAUACUUGUCAUACUAUUUAAUGGAAACGUGAAUUAAAUACGAUGAUUAAUAAUUAUUUACAAAAGACUAAAAAUUAAGCUUGUUUACGCGGCGCGGCACGGACUCGUUGCCCUCCAAAAUGUCGGGGAAACCAUAUACUAUGAAGGAGAUGAAAGCUAUAGUGGACUACUUGACUGAACACAGAGCAUACAGUGAAACUAAAGGAAGAAAGAUGUGGAUGGACUUAGCCAGUUCUAAAGUUACAAACAGAACAUGGCAGAGUUUAAAGGAGACAUUUUUAAAACGCAUAAGGCCGGAUAUCCACAAUCCCUAUUACAAGUUGACUAAAACCCAGAUAUAUAGUUUCCAACAAGGACAAGACAUAGAGAAGAAACUAAACAACAGACUGCAAAUACGUUCAACUAGUAAAGAUUCUUCAGAUGAUUUCAAAGAAAAAGAUACAGAGACUGCUGGGAAUAGUAAUGACAAAAAUGAAGAUAACAUUGCAGGUGAGGACCCUAAACUGUCAAAUAUCAGAGCAUCCACAGAAACACUUGUCCUAGAAAACUGUUAUGAAACUGCUGAAGAAAUAAGAAAAGACCUACAAUCACCAGCUGGAGUUGAAGCACCGCAACCAAAGAAAUCCAUGAGGGAUCUCCUAACCUUUUCAGAACCCCUGCCAUCCAUGUUGCAGAGUGUUAUUGAUGAUUUUGUGUCAGAAGACGAAGAGGAACCUAAAAUGCAAAUAGUUGAAGCAGAACAUGAAGAGACAAUUGACAGAAACGCAGCUGACGAAAAAGAAGUAGAAAAAAACGUUACAAUCGAGAUUUCUGAUUCAGAUGGCAAUGACUUACGAGAGGAGACGAAACAAACUAAAACUACUGAUGUUGAUCUACCAUCAUCAUCUGAUAAAAAUGAACAUGCAAUAACAACAUCCAAAACUAAAGAAGCAGAAAUUACAAAUGAAAAAUUGCAUACUUUAUCAAAUGAAACUAAAAAUAUAACAAAUGAAAAAAGUAGCUCCUGGCUGAAAAAUGCUGAAGGCGAUAACACUAAAAGGUCAUCUGAUAUAACCCAGAAUAAUUCCAGCAUUCCAGAUACUCUUUUACCUGGAAAUCAGGAAGCCUUUGAAGAAAAACAGAAAAAAGUACCAGAAAAGCGUAAUCUGCGUUCAAACAAAAAUGCAAAUCUAGAAAAUGUUCGAAAAAGAGCUAGUUCUUACGAAUUUGAAACAAAAACUAAAAAAAGAAUCUUGUCUAAACUGAAAUCUAUAUCUGAUUCCGAAAGAUCUGUCCCAAGUAAUGGAAAUGUUUUUGAGAAGUCUAAGUUUUCUACUCUUAUACAAACUCUACCAGAAAAAUGUGAUAAAACCUCUUCAAAUGUAAAUAAUGAAAAAUGUGAAAAUACUUAUGUACCAGAAGAAACUGUUAAGAACUUACAAGAUACUGUUAUGAAAAGUUCUCCUGAAAUCGAAAAUCCCUGUUUGAAGAAUGUAAGCUUAUAUGCUGAACAAUUUACAACAGAGAAAUACAUUGAUUCUGAUACAAGCAAUAAUGAAGAUGACAAAACUGAAGAGAUAGGGAGAAAUGAGACACAUGAGAAUAUAGAAAACAAAAAUAAGAAAGAAAAUGAGAACAUAAAUGACAAGGAGAGCGAAAAUAAAAUUGACAAGACAGGUUAUGAAAAUAAGAAGGGAGAUGACGCAAAUGACAAAAAUAGUGAUAAAAUUGGUGACACAGUUGGUAAAAAUAAGAAGAUCGUCGAUAAAAAUAAAAGAUUGGAAGACAAAAAUAAGAAAAGAAUUGAAAGCAAUAAGAAAGCAGAUGAUAAAAUUGAAAACACGGGUUUCAAAUCUAAGAAGAUAAUCGUUAUUACUGAGCAGGCAAACGAUAAUAUUACUAACAUAGAAAAUAACAACAAGGAAAAAAUUGAUAAGAAUAAGACACAUGAUAAAAAUGAUAAACCAAGUUCUAAAGCUGGUCAAACAUUAGUUAAGGAUAAUGACAAUAUGGAAGAUGAUGUUGUUAUCUUAAGAUCGCAUUCCGAAUCUGUCACCGAGAGUGGCAAUGAAGUGAAAAGAGAUCAGGACCGAUUGGUUAGGCAACAAAGAGACAGAACACUAGCUAAUAUGUUUGGAUUUGCAAGCGGUGGAACAAGUCGAAGGCAGAGAAGAGGUACAGAGCGUCGCAAACGUACCAUAUCACACUCGCAUAAGCACAAUUAUGGCAAUGGGACCUCCGCAUCGAGCGACUGGACGUCGGACUCGGGGUCUGAGUAUGUGUCGUCGCCACCGCGCCAGUUCGGCAGAAAGGGACGGCACACUAGGAAAUACUUGAAGCCUAAAUCAGCUCCAAUAUUAUCACUUGAAGAGGAAGGUGGUCUGUUUGUGGUGUAUAAUAAUAGAAUAUACCCUGUGGUUAAGGAUGGGAAAAAUGUUAAAAACUAUGUCUGUCUUGCGCCCGAAGACGACUUUGAUCAAGAAGAGUCCUUUUGGAAGCUGAAAUAUGUAGAGGAAAAGAAAAAAUGUGCUGAAUUGACGAAGUUGAUAAACCAGAUGAAGGCAAAAGAGCAGCAAGGAGAGCAUAGUCGAGUUCCGCCAGUGCAGCCAACAUCAGCGCAGAGCAGUAAUGCACUUGCAGUGCAAGAGUCAGCACUACAACCUGAAUUAACAAAAAAUGUUCCAGAAACUUCACUGAUGCUAAAAGUUCAACCUCAUCCAGAUACAGAGGAGAAGACUGUUAAAUUUAAAUUUACUAAAAAUAAUGAGGAGGUGCAACUAGAAGGCCACUGGCGCCAACUCAGCACGCUCCUGGCGCACGUGCCUCAACUGUUUCAAAAGGAAACAGAUCCUGUAAUGGCUAGCAGUGUGAGCUCCAAAACUGGCUCAGUGGCGCCCGAGCCUAUAAUGGAAAGUGACAGAUCUACUCCUAGUGAAGAAGUGGUAGAAAAAGUGAACCAGAGAGAGAGAGAAAUUGCGCAAGAAAUCGAGCGGUAUCACAAAGAAGAAGCGGCUGAUAUCGAAAAACCUCCACAGAUACAGAAUAUUACUAAACGCAAAGGCAGACCGAGAAAAACUUCUCCAGCCGUGCCUCCCAGCCCAGCAAAAAUCGCUAAACUCGAUGUUACUGAGCAAGGAAACACCACAGAAAAGACAUCAGUUGGGGAAAAUAUUUCUACAAUCACUACCCGCACAAAAAGAACGCCGAGAAAGUUGAUUUCAGAAACAGUUGAAGUGAACCAAAAUACAAUAAUAAGUACAAGGAGGACCACGCCGAGGAAAUCCCUCGAAAAGAUAGCGAACCCUGAAGAUCCGGAUGCCGAUAUCCGAUACAAAUUCCCCACCCAGCCGCCCACCACCCGCAAAUCAUAUACUAAGUCAAAAAAAAACGCAGCGCCAAAAAAUCCAGGACAAAGCAAUACUAAAAGCACUACGAAGCUGUUGUCGCCACCUGUGGAUAGUUCGCAGGGAUACCAAGACUCCGACAUUAGUCCCUGCAUAUCUAAAAGAAGAAGGAAAACAACCUUGUCAUUUGCGACCCAUAGAAAGCGUUAUACAAAGCGUUCUCGUCAAAGAAACGACAGUAUGAUGACCAGUGAUUCCAGCAACUCAUUCCAGAGCUCUCGUAUAAAAACAAUGACUUUCCAGAAUUCAACCUUAACGUCUGAGAUAUACAAAUCGGAAUCUUAUAGAUUGCUAAUGAAUAAAAAUUCUAAACCUGCUAGAAAUACCUCAAAAUUGAGCAAAAUUUUAGAGGCUAGUCCUGCUCCACGAGAUUUUGACGUAAAUAUGGAGGCUUGCGAUGAAAUUGCUAUAAAUGGCAACAGUGAUUUAAAUGAUAAAUCAAAAUGUCUUCAAAUUAACACUGAUGAUAAUUCGAGCAACAUGUCUCUUCCCACAUCUCCAGUUUUGUCUAUAGUUGAAAACAUAUCAAUCAGUAAGGAGUUUUUAAGUGGUAUGGAUGUAGAUCUUAGUGAUGAAAAACAAGAGGAUGAGAACGGUGAACAAAUAACGUUGAACCAUCUAAUGACACCAGAUGCUGGCAUAGCCAUGCCUUUAUUGAACCAGGAGUGUGGCCUUGAGAAAAGUCGGCAGGAGGGACAAGCAUACCAUUACAACAUGAGCAUUUCCAAAACUAAUGCUGCAAUAUCUGAGUCAUUACUGAAUAAAAUAAAUACAGUUAACCUACGAGAUCCAUCUCUCUCUGAAACAUUAAAUGUUAAACUCAAAGAUUUACUUUUGGAAAGCGCUAAGAAAAGACAUAAUGUUAAUGAUGGCACAAAAGAUGCAGAAGUUAAUGAUAAACCUGGCCAUAAGAAGAAUAACUCUAAGAAACGCAGUUCCACGCCUCGUAAACGUCAAAGUAAACGCAAACAAACACUAACGAAUUCCGAGCCUCGAAUUAUUGAAGAACAUGUAGAAUCUUGCUCCCGUGUUGGCCGACAGUCCUGUCCACCUGUUAUAAUGAUUUCUGAACACGACGAUGGUGAAAUAGUCACACCCACCGAAACAGAAUCCGAUCAAACUCUUACGUUAAAACCUACAAAAGGAAGGAAAAAGAAGGACAUAAUCAAAAUAAAAAUUACCAAACCAAAGCCUCAGAGCCAAAAAAGACAAAAUAACGAGACUAAUUUCUCCGAUAGCGGCAUCAAAGACACAUCCUCUGAAAUGCAAUUAUUACAGGCAUCAGAUGAUAGUGUGGAUCUCAUUCACAAUCAUUCUGAUACAUGUCUUACCGCACAUGAAUGUAUGAGAGACAGUCUUAUAGUGUUAGACGAUUCAGCUGAUUCAAAUAAUGCGCUGGACUCAAAUACUACGAGUACGUCGGAUAGAGUUGCAAGUCAUCGCACUGUAGGAAACAUAUCCGAUUAUCAGGAGUUAUUCAGCAGUGAUGCUCAAGAUGGCACUGAUGUAGUAAGAGAAUAUGAUUUUGUGGAACCUAGACAGGUAAACAGUGCGGCAACCACACCCUAUCUUACGCCUAUCGGAACCCAGUCUACGCCCAACAGUAUUAUGACAGAUGACUUAUCUGACGAAAUCCCUGAAGAACCAAUCCGUAAUACAGGGUGGUAUCUUUUAACUGAAGACGAAGCUUCCAAUACCAAUUAUUUUUUUAAUAUAAAUAAGAAUUCGGAAGCGACUAGCUAUGGCGCUAAAUUGGAGCAACUCUUCCCGGUGACGUGCGCUGUGCCAGACCUAUCCACUAUUACAGAGAUGUCUAGAGAAAAUGCAGAUAGCAAAAAAUUUUCUGACGAUACUAGUACUAGAGACGGUCUUAAUUCACCAAAUAUAUUUAAAUAAUUAAGUAUAAGAUGCAUAAUUAACUAAAUAUGUUUGGCAAAUACGAUGUUCUUUUCUUGAAUAUAUACAAAAAGAUUUUUUUACUGUAACAUUUUCAAUGAAAAAUAUAAGUAUUUAGUUAUCUAGGGUUAAUAAUCUUCAUAAAUUAUAAAAAUUAUUGUUUGUCCGUUCGUUAAUUAUUUUUUACUUAUUUUUUUGUACUUAUUAUUAUAGUUUGCGAAUAAUUGUUCAUACUAUUGAAUUUAAACAUUGUACAGUUGUGGUUGGCACAUGCGUGAAGGUUUCUGACAUAACUGCUGGCGCGCGAGUCGCAUUGUAACGCAUGCUGGUCAUAAAUUGUAGUAUUAUAUUUUGAUAAAUAAAAUUAAUCAUUAUUCAUUACUAUUAUAAUGGAGAAGUUGUUAUCAUAUCUACGAGCGCAACUUUAAAAUUCCAAAAAUUCCAAAACUUUUUAUUUCUUAUUUUAAUAAAUUCAAAUAAAUUA